This is a messenger RNA of Aspergillus ibericus CBS 121593, 1494 nucleotides long. Its product is annotated as glutamine synthetase family protein. The record is from RefSeq and is a predicted model, not a curated record. Bases 1 to 1494 code for a protein of 497 amino acids. Gene Ontology annotation, molecular function: glutamine synthetase activity. The transcript is spliced from 4 exons. NCBI's taxonomy places the organism in Eukaryota, Fungi, Ascomycota, Eurotiomycetes, Eurotiales, Aspergillaceae.
AUGGCCCCCUCAAAUAUCACAGCGGAGGAAAUCCCUACCCUCCUCGCCAAUGACAUCAAGGUCAAAGUCGCCGGCAUCGACUGCGAUGGUAUUCUCCGCGGAAAGGUCAUGUCGAAGGACAAGUUCCUGGGCAUCGUGGAGAAGGGAUUCGGAUUCAGCUCCGCCGUCUUUGGUUGGGACAUGCAGGACGUGCUCUAUACCACUGAUGCGAAGAUUGCCCCGGCAGACUCGGGAUACGUGGACUUUAUCGCCAUUCCGGACCUGAACUCGUUCCGUCGCAUCCCGUGGGAGGAUGACAUUCCCUUCUUCCUGGUCCGUUUCGUUCAGAAUGACAAGCCCGUUUCCGCGGACGGUCGGAGCAUGUUGAAGUCGAUAUGCGACAAGCUGGCGGCCAAUAACUGCCAGGGAAUGGCAGGAGUGGAAUUGGAGUUUAUGAACUUUCAGACCCCCUCCGAAGACGGCUACGGCGCCAACGCCUCCCAGACCCGCGAUAUCGCAGCCUUUCUCGAUAAGAAUGCCCCGGGUGCGCUGCGCCCCUUGACUGCAGGCAGCUUCUCCUACAGCGCGACGCGACCGGUGGCCUUCAAGAAAUACUUCUAUGACAUCUUCGAUACCAGCGCGCGGUUCAACUGUGGCAUUGAGGGGUGGCACACCGAAGGCGGGCCGGGUGUCUACGAAGCGACAGGCCCUGAAAGUAUGCGACGUCGGCGAGAUGGCCGACAAGGUUUCUCUCUUCAAGUAUGUGGCCCCAUGGUAGUCUCGAAUCCAGCUAACGGAAACAGACUCCUGGCCAAAUCGAUAGGCGUCGAACACGGCAUCACCCCCUGCUUCAUGGCCAAGCCCAUGCAAGGCCAGCCCGGUAGCUCUGGACACAUCCACGUCUCGCUCUGCGAUCUGGAGGGGAAGAACCUCUUCGCACGAGAUACCCCUGACACCAACGCCCCAUGGCCCGAUGCAGCCGGACUGUCCGAUCUGGGCCGCCAGUUCCUCGCCGGUGUGCUGGAAGCGCUGCCAGACAUCAUGCCGCUGUUCGCCCCCACGAUCAACUCCUACAAGCGCCUGGUGGAGAACUUCUGGGCGCCGGUGAACAUUAGCUGGGGUCUGGAGGACCGGAUGGCAUCGGUCCGCAUCAUCACACCGCCAGUGUGCAAGCCGGGCGCGACGCGGUUCGAGGUGCGCAUUCCGGGCGCGGACUUGCAUCCCCACUACGCGCUUAGCGUGAUCCUUGCUGCUGGCUGGCGGGGGGUGGAGAAGAAGCUGGAGAUCACGGUACCACCAGUGUCCGCGCUCAAAUCGACCAACACCAAGGCCGCGCUGCUGCCAAACACACUGGAGGAGGCACUCCGCCGGUUCAACGCGACGGACAGCAUUGCGCGAGAGAUUCUAGACCCAGAGUUUGUCGAGUUCUUUACCGCGACGCGCGAACACGAGCUUCGGGUUUGGCGGGAGGCAGUAACUGAUUGGGAAUUUAAGCGAUACAUCGAAACUGUAUAA